This is a messenger RNA of Leptidea sinapis, 1967 nucleotides long. Its product is annotated as beta-alanine transporter. NCBI's taxonomy places the organism in Eukaryota, Metazoa, Arthropoda, Insecta, Lepidoptera, Pieridae. Gene Ontology annotation, biological process: transmembrane transport. The coding region runs from base 163 to 1944 and encodes 593 amino acids. The transcript is spliced from 8 exons. Gene Ontology annotation, molecular function: transmembrane transporter activity. The record is from RefSeq and is a predicted model, not a curated record. Gene Ontology annotation, cellular component: membrane.
GUCGAGUGCUGUGCCGGUGGUCGCGUAGAACAGCCAGUCGCCAGUCCGCAGCCGUCACUCACGCGACCCCUCCUCGCUGACGGACGGCCACGCACUCUGCUCGCGUUGUGACAGAGACGGGGUCGCGACCGUGUUCCACUUCGAGAUCAAGGGAGGAGAGACAUGGACUUCGACGCGAUCUUAGAAGAUGUGGGCGAGUUUGGGCGCUACCAGAAGCUGGUGAUCUACCUGGUGCUGCUGCCGGCGGUGAUCCCCUGCGGUUUCCACGCCUACUCGCAGCUGUUCAUGGCGGCGGACGUGCGCCACUGGUGCGCCGUGCCUGAGCUGCAGGACUACGACACAGAGCUGGUCAGGAAUCUGAGCAUACCAUUGGAGCUCAAGAAUGACAAGUGGGAGUACUCCCAGUGCACCAUGUACAGUCACAACUACACCGAGCUGCUGAGGAGGUACUCCAGCAUCGAGGGUGCGCUGCUGGAGCAGGGCACGGCGGAGGUGGUUCCGUGUCGCAGCGGCUGGGUGUUCGAACGAGGAGUUUAUAAAAAUACUGUUGUCACCGAGUGGAACCUGGUCUGCGACAAAGACUUCUAUCCCACUUUGGGGCUAGUUCUGUUGGGAGUUGGAGGCAUAAUCGGGAACUACAUAUUUGGCUACCUCCAGGACACGUUCGGGCGGAAACCUUCAUUCUUCAUUUAUCUGCUCAUAGAGAGCAUAUUCGGGGUAGCGACAGCAUUUGCCCAGAACUAUUAUAUCUGGGUGAUAUAUCGAUUCGGUGUUGGGUUUACAGUUCCAGCUAUAAUGGCCACGCCUUACGUCUUGGCCAUCGAACUCGUGGGCCCGCGGUGCCGCACACUGUGCACCAUCCUGUCGAACAUCGCGUACUCCCUGGGACUGAUAAUGCUGGCGGGGCUGGUGUACCUGGUGCGGGACUGGCGCUACUUAGCGCUGGCCACGACUCUGCCCUUUCUGUGCUUCUUUUUCUACAUCUGGCCCAUGCCCGAGAGCCCAAGGUGGUUGCUGGCGAGAGGGCAAUUUGAAAAAGCUGAAGUUAUUUUGAAGAAAAUGGCCAGAAUGAAUGGUAAAUCAUUACCCAAGAACUACAUGGUACACCUCCGCCGCCAAUAUGAAUCGGACAAAUUAAAGCAAGAUUUGGAAAAAGAAAAAUCAAGAAAAUACGGCAUCCUCGAUCUGUUCAAAACACCAAACCUUCGGAAGAAAACAAUAAUCAUAACGUUCAUCUGGUUCACGAACACCAGCGUGUACGUGGGUCUGUCGUACUACGCGCCGGUGCUAGGCGGAGACGAGUUCCUAAAUUUCUUCUUGGCGGGCGUGGUGGAACUGCCAACCUACCUGUUCCUAUGGCCGUGCAUGGAGAGGCUGGGGCGCCGGUGGACGCUGUGCAUGAGCAUGGUAGUUGGAGGCGUGGCUUGCUUGACUACAUUUUUGGUACAACACGAAACAUAUGUGACUCUGGCUUUGUACUGCGUUGGCAAGAUGGGUAUUUCAUCGUCAUUUGUCGUACUGCCCCUGAUGGCCUCUGAACUGUAUCCCACCGUAGUGAGGGGCCUUGGUAUGAGCCUAAGUUCUGUACUAGGCAUGUUGGGCCCGAUAUUUAUACCGCUAGUCAACUACUUGGGUUCGGACAUCAUGGUUCUCCCGCUGAUAAUUAUGGGGGCCCUCCUCGUCGCGGGAGGAGUCGCCAGCCUUCUGCUACCAGAGACCUUAAAUCAGCAUUUACCACAAACUUUGGAAGACGGCGAAAAAAUGGGACUCGAUACUGACUUCUGCUGCAGUCCACCCGUCAAGGAAACGCAUGAUGGAGAUGAAGAUAAGAUCUGUAAUAACUGUAAUGCCCUUUGUAGCUGCCAGAUGGUUAGCGUACCGUUGGUUGAACAUGUAUCCGACAGCAAAGAACUCGACGGCGUAGAGUUUAUUAUAGUCAAGUAAAUAAGUUGUAAUAAAAUAAAUGA